Verruconis gallopava is the source of this 3517-nucleotide messenger RNA. RefSeq lists its product as uncharacterized. The transcript is spliced from 2 exons. NCBI's taxonomy places the organism in Eukaryota, Fungi, Ascomycota, Dothideomycetes, Venturiales, Sympoventuriaceae. The record is from RefSeq and is a predicted model, not a curated record. Bases 558 to 3122 code for a protein of 854 amino acids.
GAAGACGGUUCACUCUAAAGUGAACUCAGAUCUGACGCUUGGAGGGGGUUACUUCUGCAAAGGUCGUCGGAACAGCCCUGCAUCUGCCCGCCAGACAACCGUCCACAUUUGCAGCGGAAGUCUUGCCAGCGCCUUGACGCAUAUCUGCACCGGCAAAUCAUCAUCGCAACGGAGCAGGGAGGCUUUUUGCCAUUCGGAGCGGCGCAUACCUAUUUUUGCGCGGUGCAAGCUCGCGAUCACGCACGCCGCACAUUCAGCACAGGAAGGUGAAAGGUAAAUUUGUCUCCUUCCACCGCAGUUACCUUUCGAAACGAGGGAUUAAUUACAACAAAGAAGGAUUGUUGUGUUGGCAGUGGAGUCAAGUGGCGCGCGCAAAAGCAUCACGUCCAGAGAAAGAUUAUAACCACAUGCUCACCUGAACAGCUGGCGCUAUCCUUGACGGCUCCUCUGCGAGCCGGCAUGUACACAUCAGAUUUAUCACAGAUAACAACUAGAAAAGUUAUAGCCUCUGCAACAGUCAGAAAGCAGACGGAGGCCGCGAGACCAGUGUGCCAAGGAUGAGUUGCAGCUCUCAAGAUCAACACGAGCAUCGCCACCAUCAUCCUGAGGAUAGCGAAGAAGCCACCGAAGAUAUUUGUACAGCUACCACAAAGUCUAUCGUCGACGCUGCGUGUGCACGCAUCACCGCCGCCAUUCCUGAGUACCCUUAUCUCCUGUCUGCGCCUGUCAAUGUCGAGCCCCGCUACCACUAUCCGACGCGUCAAGAGGCCGAAAGCUGGGCAAGGAACACACCCUUUUACUUACACGAGGAAGGACUCCAGUACAUGACGUAUGUGUACCGUGAGCCGGGGCAGAGCUGCUUUGUUGUGCGAUCACAUAUUGACGAGGAGCGGGAGCGACUACAGGCUGCACAGCAGCAUCAGCAGAAGUUGUUAAACAAUACGAGCAAAAAGGAAGUAAUUAAAAACGAAACGGCGACAACGCUGGGAAUGCCCGUUGCAGGUUCAGGAAAUAAGAAGAAGAUCUCAUUCAGUGCUUAUAAGAGCAAGCUUGCUGAGGGAAAGGUUAAUCAGAAACACAUGAGCCCAGAGAAAGAGAGGCCUGUUGUGCGGAUGAAUCCUCGCGAAGACGGGAGAAUGAACGGCGUAAAGACAGAGCACAAGAUUCAGAAGGAAGAGCAGCAAGGAUCUGGAUUGAAAAGGUCUCGCGAUGCAGAUCUUGAGAAACAUGCAGCCGAGAAAAUCCCCUCAAUGAAGAAGCCUCGCCUGUCAUCUCCGUCAAUCAAGCAAUCGCACUCUCCCUCACUACGACCGUCACCCAUCGACUACCCGAACGGAGCUCCACAUGGCUUGCCCGCAUUAUUGUCUCCUACAAAUCCUUUCGAAUAUGUGUUUGAGAAAUCUUCAACGCAGAAACAGAAUACUUCGAAUCGGUGGGAUCUACCAGACAUGCUCUCGCCCACAUUGCCACCUAAGAUUGAAGCACAGUUGCAAAAGGAGAAAGAACUGGGAAAACCAGACUCCCCAGUAUCAUCCCCAGCAAGCAAGACAACAAGAACUUCGGGAAGAUCUGCGACGAAUUCAGCCUCAAAAUCGAAAUCGUCGGGUCUCACGCCUCCGGAGAAAGCCAAGGGCGGGAUUUCAAAAGCCAGCAUGGAACAGUCCGAUAGCGAAACUGGUGAAGACGAAGUGUCAGAGAAGCCACCGACGCAACCAAAAAUGAUGGCGCGUUUGAAAUACAGCAAGAAAGUGGCAUGGCAAAUCCGUCAGCUGUUGCGCAUGUCGCCACGUCCAGAUCGUAAUAAAUUCCCCCUGGACGAGGAUUUUCUGCCAAAUACUGGCAAGGAACGCGCCACGGCAAGGUCAGUUAUGCUGCAGCGUGCAGGCGGAGAUAAUUUAGGGUCGAAAGCAACGAGUGACGCAAUGUCACCCAUCCAGCGGCCAAGGAGGGAUAUAUUGGCCAAGGAAAGGGAUCGGUUACAUCUUGGAGCAGUACAAGGGAAGGCAAAGACUCCAGAGAAGCUUCCAAAGUCUUUUGAUGACUCAGAACCGGUCUCAUCGAACAAACACACGGCAGCAGCGGCAUUGGAUCAAGAAAAGGAAAAGAACCCUCGAACGCCUAUAGCUUCUGGGGCUCCUUCUGGUUCGAUAAAAGAGUCUAUUGUAGUGACGCCACGCCAGAUUCACCUCAAAGCCUCCGCUAUGGCUCGUUCUGUGUCGCAAGAUACUUCUGUCCCCACCCCAGGUAGCAAACAGAAUCAUACCACUCCCGCUGCCUCGACAACCAGGUCCAAAGGCCCGACAUCAGCUCCUACACCGGCCCUCAGAGCCGCCGAGCUGAGGGCUUUGGCCGCGGAGUCUCAGCGCUUCAAUGCGCUUGGUCGCCAGCUCAAACACGAUAAUCAAGACCUGGCCUCCAAGCGUAAGGACAGAGAACAGCAGACUGAAGCAGAGCGCAAGCGCAUGGCCCUUCUUGGAAUCGAAUGCAUCCUCGCGUAUAUGCUGGCUUAUUCAAUUGGUGACGCCCGUCGCAAGCUAGAAGGUCGCGCCGCAGAGAUCGAGACUUCAUGGCGUACCCUCCUUCCCUUAUUCAGGCAUAUGCGCAGUUUUGUUGCACACUAUAAGCCUCUCGAUGGCCUACACAGUUACCUUGGGGUUGCGAUUAACGCACGCAUAUCAACCGUAGCCGCAGACAGACUCGCCCGUGCCGCCAACGCGCCGUUGGCUGCAGAUUCACCACAGUCAGCCAUCCUUGAGCCGGGGGGGAGUGCGGCAAACAACCCAACGAUGGAGAAUACUAAGAUAAUGGUCGAGGCAUUUCGCGCCAUGACGGAUUGCGCACGCGAGGCUGCAUCCAAGUUGCCCGUUGAGGAGAUUACACAUGGAUUCCCUGACACUUGGGCUAGUCGUGCAACUGAGCCCCGUGAUUCCACGCCAGAGACACUCCUCAGUGAGAAAAAGGCCGGAGAAGUACAACUCCGGGGCCGCUACUGGCUUCCCGUUAGUGUAGACACGAGUCCGCUGCAGGCAGUCCGCUUCGGUGCCCAACUGGUGAAGGAGUGGAUCAUGCUCGAGGAAUUGGGAUACGAGCCCCGAAUCCGGGUGGAAAAGAUGGUAAUGUGACUUGAAAACAAUUCUUUUCUUAGCAAGGGAGACAUCAAUGCUCGCUUUGCUCUUAUGUGUGAUUUUUUUCUUUUUUAUUUGAAUUGGCGAGGUGUUGGGGAAAGAAUUGGGGAUUAUGAAUACAUGCUUAAUGCACACAAGUACAGAAGUGCUUUGUACGUGUGAUGUGCCAUGUUUGAUUUUGUUGGACGCCUUGAGCAGUCGUGGAUGUGGUUUUUGUGAAACGGGACAAACGUAUCCAGUAUAUUGGAGUGGGAGAAUAGCACCAGCUGCGUCCCAAAUAGAGAACUCUAUAUCCCCUAACAAGUGUGACGGCCGUUGCUGUUUUAGCUCAGUGGAAACACAGGUAGAAGUGAGAAUCACAUGAACACAGUUCAGGAAGGGCUACGGUUCCC